AUUUUUGUGCAAUCGGGUAACACAUCUGUCACUUUAGCCAUAGAAAAUGUCUAAGCUCUGCAGCGCGGCGAUAAAUUCAUUGAGAACACUAUGGACUCCAACAGUGAUACCGGUUCGAUUUCGAUAUCACGCUGACAAGAUAGAGAAAGGUCCCCUCGUUCGCCGCUAUGGAUAUAAAGACCGUGUAGAGCACCGUGGGCUCCUACCUCAUUUGGAUAAUGGACACAAGCUUCCCAUGCCGGAAUAUCGUCCGAAGAACCCGUGGACGGAGAAACGGGCACUUUUUGGGCAAAAUGAUUAUAUUGAUAUACUAGGUAGUGAUCGACUGCACCCGACAAGGGUCCUAUAUUCAGUACCUGCAUGGAUCCGAGGAGUUUCCGGGAACGAGUAUCAGAAUUUGCUUCGAAAGAGGAAGAUAAUGUCCAGAACAAUGUACCCUGUCGCGCGACCAACCAAGUGGAGGGAAAUGCAGAAACGUAUUUUGUAUUUAUAUAGGAAGUUGAAUAGGAAAACGAAAACAGGAUUCAGUACUCAGUAGAUGAAGGGAAAUAUGUUCAUUGUUGUAGAUGUUAUGCUAAAUAUAUGAAACUAAGAACUA
Hermetia illucens (black soldier fly) is the source of this 598-nucleotide messenger RNA. RefSeq names its product 39S ribosomal protein L51, mitochondrial (gene mRpL51). The transcript has a single exon. The coding region runs from base 47 to 538 and encodes 163 amino acids. Gene Ontology annotation, molecular function: structural constituent of ribosome. Gene Ontology annotation, biological process: translation. Gene Ontology annotation, cellular component: mitochondrial large ribosomal subunit. The record is from RefSeq and is a predicted model, not a curated record. Lineage: Eukaryota; Metazoa; Arthropoda; Insecta; Diptera; Stratiomyidae.